Molecule: messenger RNA, 8133 nt
Organism: Thunnus maccoyii (southern bluefin tuna)
Lineage: Eukaryota; Metazoa; Chordata; Actinopteri; Scombriformes; Scombridae
Product: bromodomain adjacent to zinc finger domain protein 2B-like
Exons: 38
Coding region: 279-7070 (2263 amino acids)
Molecular function (GO): protein binding; DNA binding
Source: RefSeq, a predicted model, not a curated record
UGAGUUGAGUGAAACGGGAGGACAGUCAGUCUGUUCAAUCUGCGAUUAGACACCAACACGCUCAGUCACACUCCCUCCUCCCACCCGGCCGAGAUUCAAACACUAAACAGAUCAAUUCAUCAUUCAUCUUUCUCAAACAGCGCUAAACUGGGAAGUGAACUAAUAACAGUUUUAUUUUCAAUUUCGCUUUUUUUUUUUUUUUUUAAAGGAAUACACGGCUUUUCAGCGAUAAGGUGCAGAGCAGUGAUGACACAGAACUGAGGACAGCCUCAUACAAUAUGGAGCCUGGAGAGCGGUUGGCCUCCCCAUCGGCAGCCCCGUCCUCCCUUAAUGUGGCCUCCUCUUCAGCCAGCUCCUCCCCUGUUCCUCCCCAGACACCCUCCACCAAGUGCAGCCCAACUCCGAACCCUGCAGGCCAUUUGCUGCGGAUGACAGGGGAUGAGCGUUUAAAUAUAUCUGGCAGCUCCAAUGCUUUUCCCUUAAUCAGCCGUCCAGCUUUUGGGCUCUACACAUCAAGUUCAGGGCGCUCUGAGUUUGGAGGCCUAGGGAGUCUGGGUUUGUCUGCCUUGGCUGCUCACCCCCAGUUUGGUACAUUUCCAGACUGGUGGCGACCAUCUGAGGCACAAACCAGGGGAGCAGCAGCCUUCUUCCCUCCUCUUCUGGGUCUGCAUCCUGUAUUCGCACCAACCUUCAAAAGCCAUGAUCCCAUUCACUUGCAGUCCCGUACCUCAGUUUCUGUCGGCAUGAAUGGAACAGUGAACGGUAGGAGUGCUUCUUCACCUACUGGGAACUCUGCUGCGAGCAACAGUUCACUUCCAGCAAAGGGAAACAAGGAGAAAACUAAAGCCAACUGUAGUCGGAGUCAAAAGAGCAGCCAAGACAUGGGUCAACUACACCAGAAGACUAUCCAGAAAACAAAAGAAAAGAAACUCAACAAAAAACCACUAGAGACCUCGAGCAUGAGUGGCAGCCAUUCGGGAUCCUUGUCAGAUAGCUCCAGUGAUGGUGAGGAGAGCAGCAGUGAUCCUGAUGACAUGGAGGAAGACGAGGAGGACAAUGAUGACGAUGAGGAUGAUCAGAGCAACGAUAGUGAGGACUCUGAUUCAGAAAAAGAGAGUCCAGUGAAAAGGAAAGUCAAGCGGCUGACACAGAACACUUGUGAGAGUAAAAAGAAGAGACCUUGCACCGCCGAUGGAAACACAACUCAAGACAGUCAGAGUGUUCUGGCUCAGCAGCAUAAUGACAGUGUUCUCUUGACUUCCUCGUACCUCUUCCAGUCCUCUUCUCUUCCUGCUGGCCUGCCUCAGUCCACAGCGCUGUUCCUCCAGAGCCCCAGGACUGCCGAGGAGGAAGGCAAGCAGCACAUCAGUGUCAUCCAGACCACGAGACUGGCAACAGGCAACAGCCCCUUAGCACAGUCCCACAGGGAAGCCUCUCCUUUGCCCUCCAGAUCAUCACCCAGCCUGAUCUCCUUCUCCUCCUCACCUAAACACUUGCCUCCGUCCACGUCACCAAAGCACUUCUCUCAUUUGGCCUCACCAAAGCAUAGCUCCGUCUCCUUCUCUCCCAAACCUCUUGCUCUCUGUUCCUCUUCGAGGCCCCUGUCUCUGUGUUCCUCACCUAAACGCUCAUCUGUUUCCUCACCUAAGCCUCCCUCCCUCUCUUCUUUACCCAAAGCACCAACCCUGUUAGCCUCUCAAAAAUCCCCACAUAAACCCAAAUCUUUGAUACCCUCUCCCAAGCACACACAGCUUGUUGAUAGCAUGAAGAGCAGUGGAACACUCCUGGAUGAAAGCUCAUUACACAUGAACAGUUUUAAAUUGAAACAGGCCCCUCAUUCCAAGGACUCCUUCAAGCUGGCUUUCUCUAUGCGACCUAAGGAACAGGACUGGUAUAAAAGUCACAAAACUUCAGCUUCCUCUUUAGAGACGUCAAGCAGUCAUUUACUGUCUCUCCCACACAGCAAUGACACCAAUCUGUUCAUGAACCAUCACCCUAAUGGAGCGAUCCAUAGCUCCGUUCAGGAUGCCCCUUUGGCCCUCAUCGUUAAGCCCCGCAGCCAGAGCAGCGCCACCAGCGGCAAGCCACUCCUGGCAGCCUCCAGCCCCCACUACCACAUGCCCACCAACUUGAGCACUAGCACUAAGGAGCCAUCAGGCACCUCUGCUGCCCCACUUAAAUCUUCCUCCCUAUUAGGCCUUAGACCACAGAAGAGGAAAACUCCGAAGUCUAAAAUCAACUCAUCCUCUCCACCUGUGAACUUGGUGAGAAGCAGUGAGUCUGAUAUCCACAGCAGCAAGGACUCAGACGACUCUUUAGGAGAUGACUACAAUGAUGAUGAUGAAGACGAUGAAGAUGAUAUUGAGGAUGAAGAUUCUGGCAGUAGCCUGUCAGAGUCGGAGAGCAAUCUGGAGAGCGACUCUGAUGGCUCUGAGGAUGAUAUGAAGGAGUGCGGUGAGACUGAGGCAGAUAGCGAUGCAGAGAGGACUCCUCUGAAACUUGGCAAAUCAUCCUUGUCUACUUACAAGUCCGCCUCAAGCAUCUCAGCCAACUGCUCCCUGCUUAACCUGCAGGUUAUCAGGCCCCCUAGUCUGCCUAGUAGUUUACUCACCCCUACCACAGUGACCACCUCAGGGACAUCGAGUAACCACAGCACCCCAUCCCCGUCGUUCACAUUAGCUUCCCUGCCAGGAUCAGGGAAGAGAAGGAGAGUAACUGAUGAGAGAAUACUGCGAUUACCUCUUGAGUUCGGGUGGCAGAGAGAGACGCAGAUCAGGAGUGUGGCAGGUCGUCUACAAGGAGAGGUGGCUUACUUUGCCCCAUGUGGGAAGAAGCUGCGUCAGUAUCCUGAUGUAAUGAAGUACUUACUCAGGAAUGGAAUAACUGAACUCUCACGAGAUAACUUCAGCUUCAGUACAAAAAUUAAAGUUGGUGACUUCUAUGAAGCCAGAGAAGGACCAGAGGGUUUACAAUGGCUCCUGCUGCCUGAGGAGGAGAUUGCUCCUAGUAUCAUAGCAAUGGAUGGGAGGCGCAGCCGUCGAACAAAGUCUGAGCAUCAGCCGAGCGGUGAUGGCGCCGGGGCCAGACCAUGGAAGGGUCAUCUUCUUAAUGUUGGUGAACCAAACCUCCAAGAUGUCAGUGAUGCCAAGCUGCUACGUAAACUGGAAGCUCAAGAAAUAGCUCGACAGGCAGCACAGAUCAAAAUGAUGAGAAAACUUGAGAAGCAGGCCAUGGCGCAAGCAGCCAAGGAGGCAAAGAAGCAACAAGCAAUAAUGGCUGCUGAGGAGAGAAGGAAGAAGCGGGAGCAGAUGAAAAUUCUUAAACAGCAAGAGAAGAUCAAGCGCAUUCAGCAAAAUCGUAUGGAGAAAGAACUCCGUGCACAGCAAAUUCUCGAGGCAAAAAGAAAGAGAAAAGAGGAAGCAGCUAAUGCCAAAAUAUUGGAGGCUGAGAAACGAAAUAAAGAGAAAGAGAUGCGAAGACUGCAAGCGGUUAUACUGAAGCACCAGGAGUUGGAGAGGCAUAGACUAGAUAUGGAGAGGGAAAGACGCAGGCAGCACAUGAUGCUCAUGAAGGCUGUGGAGGCCCGUAAGAAGGCGGAGGAGAAGGAGCGUCUGAAGAAAGAGAAGAAGGAUGAGAAACGGUUAAACAAGGAAAGGAAACUGGAGCUCAAAAGGUUGGAACUGGAAAAGGCGAAGGAGCUGAAGAAACCAAAUGAAGACAUGUGUUUAGCAGAUCAUAAGCCACUUCCAGAGUUGUCCUGUAUCCCUGGCUUGGUCUUGCCAGGAAGCACCUUCUCUGACUGCCUGAUGGUGUUGCAGUUUCUGCGCAGCUUUGGAAAGGUCCUGGGUUUGGACAUAAAUUCAAACAUGCUCAAUCUAAGUGACCUUCAAGAGGGGUUGCUCAACAUUGGAGACAGUACUGGCAAGGUGCAGGACCUGCUGGUGAGCUUGCUCUCUGCAGCUGUGUGCGAUCCUGGUAUACCUGCAGGUCACAAGAGUAAGACUGCCUUGGGGGAUCACCUGACUAAUGUGGGGAUAAACCGAGACAACGUGUCUGAGAUCCUGCAGAUCUACAUGGAGGGUCACUGUGAGCAGACAGAGAUGGCUGCUCUGGUCCUCAGCCUCAGGACCAAAGCUUUUCAGGCCCACAACCCGUCACAAAAAGCCUCCAUGCUUGCAUUCCUGGUUAAUGAGCUCUGCUGCAGCAAGGCAGUAAUCAGUGAAAUCGACAAACACAUAGAUCACAUGACCAACCUAAGGAAGGAUAAGUGGGUUGUCGAGGGGAAGCUUCGCAAACUAAGGAGCAUUCAUGCCAAGAAGACGGGGAAGAGAGACAUCAGUGUGGGGGGAGAGGACAGCCACGCUUCGGCCAUCCCCACUGCCAGAAACAAAUGCAAGAGGAAAGAAGGGGACAGUGAGGAAGAGGACGAUGAGGACGAUGAGAGUGAGGACCAAGGAGAUGACGACGAUGAGGAAGAGGAAGAAUCGGGAGGAAAGAAAGGAAGGAAAGCAGAAAUAUGUGAAGAGGAGGACAACAGUGUGCACUCAGCCAGCGUGGAGGAGCUGGAAAAACAGAUUGAGAAAACAUACAAGCAACAGAAUCAGAUCAGACAGAAGCUGUUCAACUCAUCUCACUCACUGCGCUCCAUGAUGAUCGGACAGGACCGCUAUAAGAGACGUUACUGGGUCCUUCCGCAGUGUGGCGGCAUCUUUGUUGAAGGCGUGGAGAGCGGUGAAGGUUAUGAAGAGGAGAAAGACAAGAAAAUACAGAUGACUGCUCAGGUUAUCAGGGUAAAAGAGGAGCAGCUGGAGGAAGUGAAGAAGCCAGUGGUCUCCAGCCAAGCACAGGGCAAAGACAGGGAUACAGCCACACCAGAGAACCAGCAGGACAAAGACAGCCUCAACCUCUUCCUUCAGAAACCUGGAUCCUUCUCUAAGCUCAGCAAACUCCUUGAAAUUUCCAAAAUGGCUCAAGACUCAGACAUGAAUUCUCAGAACAGUCAUUCUGCCCCUACCACUACCACUGCAUAUUAUCCCUCACAUCCCAUCUCUCAGGCAGCCACUACUCAGCAGGGGCUGAUGGAUAAAACAGAUACUUCAGUACCAUUUCUGCACAAAAGCACUCUCUGUAUGAUCGGCAGCCCUCAGUCUAUCCUUCAUGACGACCAUCUCUCCAAGAUGCUGACGGAAAAAAGCAACCAGUGGUUUAGCCUCCUGCCUCGUUCUCCUUGCGACGAGUCCUCGGUCACCUCUGGCUCCAGCCCUCCAGCCUCUUCCUCUCCCCCACAGACUAUCAGCACCAAAUCCCCCUCCUCCCUCUCUCCUAAUCCCUUAUCUACAGCCAGCUCCAGCACUCCUGCUGGGAUCGAUAACAUGCAAUUGUCUGUCCUUCAGCAAGUAAAGUCUGGCAUUCAUCAAGGCAGACUGACACAGUGUGACAUGUCCAGCGCAGCGAUGAGUCCCAGCCUGCCCUUCCCUGGCAUAUCUCUACCCCCCAUGCUGGAUUUGGCCUCACAGCAUGCAGAGGGUAAUGGGAACAGAGUCCUCUUCCUGGCGAAUAACAACUCUGUCAACAAGAGCGGGACCCCAGAGGCUCCAAGUGACAAGCCCUCUUGUGCCUCAUUCCCUGCUGCGGAGGUGGCUAAGACCCAGGACUACCCUUGUCCUCAGCCUAUCCCCGAGGAGAUGCUGCGCGGCUGGUGGAGGCUGUCAGACAUGGAGGAACUACGCAGCCUGGUCAAGGCCCUUCAUAGUCGAGGCGUCAGAGAGAGGGUCUUGCAGAAGCAGAUCCAAAAACAUAUGGAGUAUAUGACCCACCUCUGUGCCAGCAGCAAAGAUGCGAUUGAUGUGGCAGAGCUGGAAAAGCAGGAGGUGAGCGCGGAGACAGUUGAGAGCUGGUGUAUUGAGGAGCAGGCCAUGGAGGUGGACAUCAGUCUGCUGCAGCAGGUCGAGAAUCUGGAGAGGAAAGUCAUCUCUGCCAGCCUGCACGUCAAGGGCUGGAUGCAUCCUGAGCUGCAGUCAGAGAGGGAGGAUCUGGUCUAUCAUGAGCACAAGCCCUUCUCUUCCUCGACUACUGAGAACAGGAGCCAGAGAGAAACCAGCCAGGAGGAACUCCCUGGCUCUGUGGUGCGGCACCCCAACAACCCCCUUGACAUAGCAGUAACCAGGCUGGCAGAGCUGGAGAGGAACAUCGAGCGAAGCAGCAGUGAGGAGGAGGUGUCUCCUGGGAUGAGGUUGUGGCAUAAAGCUCUCAGUGAAGUCCGCAGCUCAGCUCAGCUGUCACUUUGCAUUCAGCAGCUGCAGAAAUCCAUUGCCUGGGAGCGAUCCAUCAUGAAGGCGCACUGUCAGCUAUGUCAAAAGGGGGAUAAUGAGGGACUGCUCUUACUUUGUGAUGGCUGUGACAAAGGCUGCCACACUUACUGCCACAAACCCAAGAUCACCACAGUUCCUGACGGCGACUGGUUUUGUCCCACUUGUGUAGCAAAGGAGAGUGGUCAAUCUCCCCGGAGUAGGAAGCAACAGAGCCGAACAGCUGGAGGAGGGAAGAAAGGCAGUGAGGUAAAACAAAAUAGUAAGCCAUCUGUGGCAGGAGAGCUCAUCAAAGAAGAGGCUGCCAGCAGCAGCAGUGGUGUGCCAAGGAAAGGUACCAAGGAGUUCAGAAAGAGGAAAGGAGACGACAGCCCAUCCAGCACCCAGGCCAAGCAUGAGAGCCCUGUCUCCUGUGCAAAAAAAGCCAAAACAGCCAAAGACAACAGUGUAAAUGAGCUGGCGAUGUGCCGAGUGCUGCUGGCUGAGCUGGAGGCUCAUCAGGACGCCUGGCCUUUCCUCACGCCGGUCAACCUCAAAGCUGUCCCCGGAUACAGGAAGGUCAUCAAGAGGCCCAUGGACUUCUCCACCAUCAGGGAAAAGCUCACAAACAACCAGUACUUAAAUUUGGAGACUUUCAUCAUCGACGUGAACCUGGUUUUUGAUAACUGUGAAAAAUUUAAUGAAGACGAUUCCGCGAUUGGACGAGCCGGCCACAACAUGAGGAGAUUCUUUGACAAACGAUGGACUGAACUGCUGAAGUAAACAUUUCAAGUGAGGACUUUCCACGCUGUCUACAUAUCAAACUCUUCACCUGUGACACUAACAUACAUGGUUAUAAUAACACUAUUGUGCAAUGUGAAAGUACAAAGUUCUCCUACUGGACCUGGUGGGAGAAAACACUUCAUGGAUGAAUAAUAUGAAAGUGCAAUACCGUUUUCUUGAUCAAAACGCACUGACUCUUGUACUUGAUAUUGUAUUGGUCAAUUACCUUUUUUUUUUAUCAUCAGUACUAUAACUUGCUGUAUUUAUUUUGUCAAGUAUUUAUGUUAUGAUUCAGUCUUUUCUAAGGAAAAAGUAAGAAAAACGGCACUCAGCUUUAAAAAAAAUAUCUAAAGAUUGUUUUAUCAACUAUUAAACAAGCCAAUCAAAAAAAAAUGUUUACAGCUUUGUGACUCGAGGGUGCCAGCAGUACUAACUGUUCAUCUGCAUUUGUGAUUUAAACUGUGUAAAAUACAAAGUGGUAUCGCUGACACAUGUACAGUGUUCAUUUAUGUCACUAGUCUUAUUUCUAACAUGUAAAGUUUGUACAUACAGUACAGACUUGGUGAAAUAUUAAUGCAUAAGGAUGAUUGUAGCACUUCAUACGUUGCCUGUGCUGAAUAUCCUCUUGAAACACUGUGGUCUCCUCAGUAUUACAGUGCCUGACCUCUGACCUCUAAACAAUGGAUGUUUUGGUUUUUUUUUUUUACUUAUUUUCAGUGUGUGUACUGUAUGUGUGUCCUGCACAAUGUACUGUAGGAAACGGUUACAUAAGAGGUUAAACUUUUCCUCUGGACAGAAUUGAUGUGGUGCACAGUGUGUUUCAUAUCCAAGCGUCUCCUUCAGCCAGAUCCUCGUCAGACAUCCUGUGGACAGAUAUGAAACCUGCGCCAGGCUUUAAUCCAGCUGUGAGUCUGUGUUACGGUCCACUGGAGACAUCUCAAGACAGCUUGAAGUAACUGUAUUUUAUUAUCAAUAUUGUGAAAUGAGUAGUGACUUUUGUAGGAACUUUAUUUUUAAAUAGUGGGUGUGUGACACGGAUAAAAUAAAUCUGUUUUUCAAAAUA